CCGCGCGCGCAUAGAGUCGUCAAAAAGCAGAGAAUUGCUUCCUAUAAUUCUUUGUUUCUUUAUUAUCUGCAUGACCCCCCUGUGAGGACAAUGUGGCGCCUGGUGCUGGUGCUGGUGCUGGGUGUGGCGCGGGCCUCGUGCCCGGACAGCUGCGUGUGCGACCCUGACCGGCUGGACUGCACGCUGCCCUCCACCAUGGUCACCAUCAAGAUGGAGCGGGGAGGCGUCAUCGUCAACUGCCAGCCGCUGGGGGAGGACGUGGCGUGGACGGUGGCGCCCGACGGGUCGUGGGACCUGCCUGACACUACAGACUGGGCAGCCAGCGGGUUCAACUGCUCGCAGCUGCCGCAGCAGCCGCUGACGUCAGCGGUCCGGCUGGAGCUGCGGCAGUGCACGCUGCCCGACUCUAUCGGCUGCACGGCGCGGCGGCUGGGUGCGCCCGCGCCGCUCGCCCUCUACCUGAUGGACGUGGGGGAGGGGGACGCCCUGCAGGCGAGCCACGUGGACGGGUUGCAGGGGCUGGAUAAGCUGGCAAUAUUCGGAAGGGAUGCGGCCAUCAACGCCACCAUCCCGACAGAAGCCCUGGCGGCGCUCCCCGCGCUGCAUUCCUUCACCAUAAACCAGUUGCGCCUGGCGUUCCGCCCCGGAGACUUCGCGUCGGCGCCGCACCUGAAGUACUUAGAACUGUCCUACGUUGGGAUCACCCACCUGCCCGCCGGCGCGUUCCACCACUUGGCCGAGCUGCAGUAUCUCAACCUUUGGAGGAAUCAGUUGGAAGAGCUCGGGGAUGGACUCCAAGGGCUGGCGUCGCUGCAGAAGCUGGAAUUGUCGGCGAACCGUCUGCGCUCGCUGUCGCCCCUGCUGACGUCACCGCCCCCUCUGACCAUGCUCUCCGCGUUCGCCAACAACCUGACGCUGCUGCCGCCCCUCGCCCCCCUCACGCAGCUCGAGACCCUGAAACUAUUCGACAACGUGUCCCCGCUGCUGGUGUCGCCGCGCGCGCUGGCGGGCCUGCCGCGCCUGCGCACUGUGGACAUGUCGCGCAGCGGAGUGACGUCACUGCCCGAGGACGUCCUGAGCGGCGCUACAGGGCUGGCAGAGCUGCGGCUCAGCGGCAACAAGCUGAAAGACCUGCCUGACCACGUGUUCCAGGACUUGAUGUCGCUGGAGCACCUGGACCUGAGCUACAACCAGCUGGCAGCUGUCAGCUCGCAGCUGUUCAGCUCCCUCAAGAAGCUGAAGAAACUCAACCUGAAGAACAACCAGCUGGCCGCGCUGCCCGCCGACUCGUUCUCCCGGCAGUACGCGCUCACGUGGCUGGACGUGUCAUACAACCAGCUGCGGGCCCUGCCCACCCCCUCGCUGCGCGGCGCCGUGCAGCUCGAGCACAUCGACCUCUCGUACAACAGCAUCUCCGAUGAGAACGACACACAGUUGGAGCGCUACCAGCUGCUGGAGGGCGCGUGGGCGUCUCUGACGUCAGUGCGCGUGCUGUCCCUGUCGCACAACCGGCUGGCCGCCAUGCCGCCCGCGCUGCCCGUGGCGCUCGCGCACCUCCAAGACCUCGACCUCUCCUACAACCGCAUCACGCAGCUCACGGGUGAGGACGUGUACUUCCUGAGCGACGCGGCGCGUGUGGACGUGACGCACAACGCGGUGGAGCGCGUGUUCCCGCUGUACAUGCUGGACGCGGCGCAGCCCGGGCCGGCGCGGGCGCAGCGGGCCACCGUCAUGCUCGACGACAACCCCUUCCACUGCGACUGCCAGCUGUAUGCGCUCGCGCAGAGGUUCCGCGGCCUCACCUCACAAGUCACGACGGAGGCGAGCUUCGACAUGGGUGCGGCGCGAUGCGCGCAGCCGCCCGCCCUGCGCGGGCGCCUGGUCACGGCGGUGCCGCUGCACGACUUCGCCUGCCACAUCAACCGCACCGAGUGCGACGUCGACUGCGCGUGCGUGCUGCGUCCCCACACCCUGGCCCUCGAGCUCACCUGCCCCGCACAACCGACCUCAUACCCCCAACUUGCGUACUUCGGCGUCUCAGCGCUCGACCUCACUCUAACACAACCCCCCACAACCUUCAACCUCAGCGACAACAUUCGCACCUUAAACCUGUCAGGACUAAACCUCCAGGAACUCCCGAAAGGCCCAUUACCAAUCUCGGUGAAAACCCUGGAUCUCUCCAGAAACAGCUUCUCGAGAAUCCCUCGAGAGUUGUUGGAGAUGAAUGUGACGCUGCGUGUGUCGCGCAACCCGCUGGUCUGCGACUGCUGGCGCGCGGGCGACGUCGCCGCGCUGCAGCAGCACUGGGAGAAGAUCGAGGAUUAUACUCAAGUGAAUUGCACUGGGGACAUUCCUGUGGAGUCCAUAAACGUCCAGCAGCUGUGCAGCACGGCGCGCGCGGCCACCGUCGGGGGCGUGCUGGCCGCCGUGGGGCUGCUGGUGGCGGUGGUGGCGGUCCUGCUGGUGAGGUACUCGGACGAGCUGAAGGUGUGGCUGUACGCGCGCGGUUGGCUGCUGCGCUGGCUGGCCAUCGACGACGACGACCGCCGCUACGACGCCUUCAUCUCCUUCUGCCACAAGGACGAGGAGUUCGUCCGCGACCACCUCAUCCCCGGCCUCGAAGCUCCACCGCACCAAUACAAGCUGUGCGUCCAUUACAGGGACUGGAUCCCCGGAGAGUGGAUCCCGGCGCAGAUCGCGCAGUCAGUUGCCGACUCCAGGAGAACCGUUAUUGUCGUCUCGCAGAACUUCCUGGACUCCAUCUGGGGUCGCGCAGAGUUCCGAGCAGCCAACAUGAGCGCCAUCAAGGAACGGAAGACGCGGGUCAUAGUGGUUCUACUCGAAGACAUCACCAGCCACAAGGAACUGGACCCUGAACUGAAGCUGUACUUAUCAACAAAUACUUACUUGAAGUGGGGUGAUCCGUGGUUCUGGGAUAAGCUACGGUAUGCGCUGCCUCACCGCAGGGUGGCGCCGCUAGCCAGGGGUCAGAGGGAGGGGGAGAAGAUGAAGCAGACAAGGAUAGCGAAGACGGUGGCGGAGUGCGGGCUGGACACGCGGCUGACGUCAGAGGGCGUCAUCAUCAACGCGGCCGCGCUGGCGGUGUCCAAGAAGGUGGAACACUUGCACCUGGACGUCGCCAGUCUGAAGAAGGACUUCGACUGUUAUUGAACAGUGCUGGUACAAGGUCCUCAUUGAAAGACAGAGUCGGUGCAAUAUAAAGAUUCUAAAAUGAGUUAGUGCCGAGAUCUGCCACAGAAUAUCUAAAACUGAAAAGUGUGUUUGGACUAUAUGGCCGCAGUGACCGUGGUCAUUCUUGUACUCCGGCCAAGUGGUGAAUACCAUAUGCGGGAAAUCUACAACAAGUCACGUCAAAAAAAAAUAAAGUUCAUUAUAUUGAUCGACGAUCGACGAAUCUCAAGAGGAUUUUUAUUUAUUUUUUAGUGUUUGUUUUGAUGACCUUGCGACAUGUAAUUAACAAUUAUUGUCGUGUUUUGUAUACAGGGUGUUGGUGACACCGUACCGAAUGCUGAGGGGAUUCAGAGUUAAUGUCAAGUGGAAUUUUCCGUCGCGUAAUCACUAACACCCUGUUUAAAUAUAUGCGUUGCACUAUCAGAGAUUUUUACAUAAUUAUUAAGCAUUUGUUAGUUUUCAUUAUCAACAAAAACUGCUUGUUAAUUUGAUUUUACUAUGUAAAAAUACAGCCUGAAGUCACUCACUCUAGAGGAAGAAUUCACGGUGCUUUAUUCUAGAAUUAUAAUGCUAAUUAUUACGGGAGGUGUGAGAUUCUAUGAUAUUAAGAAAUGUAUAUUAGUUGGUUUUAAACAUAGACCAGUAGAGCUGACAUGCGCGACGUGAUAACAAAUUGUCACGGUCAUUUUUCGAUUAAUUAUAUCGUCCCUGGAAAGGCAUAAUUACUUAAGCGCCAAGAGGCCGUUUAGAGAAAAAGCCGUUUAAAAUAUUUUUCAUUACUUUUACCCAUUUGGACGACGUCCACGUAAGAUUACAAAAAAAAAUAUACAAAUACACACUUUAUUGCACCAAAAUAAAAAUAAAUAAUUACAAAAAGUCUCUUAACUAAGUAAAAUGGCGGCCUUAUCGCUUAAAGCGAUUACCUAUCAAAUCAAAUCAAAUAUACUUUAUUGCACAGAACUAAAAUUUCAACAAUCAGACAUAACACACCUACCUAUCCACCUAUCUUGUUUACUUUUUCAUUUUCUAAAUCUAAUAAUACAUAAUUAUCAUGGACUGCUAUUUUAUGAUAUUUUGGCGCUUACGUAAUUUUGCCUUUCCAGUGAUGAUAUAAUUAUGUCGUUUUGUCGAUUGGUCAAAAUAAGAACAAAAUGCCGUGACACGCAUGUCAUUGAAGAAUUUCUAUGAAAUGCAAUCCGGGACGGCAUACAAAAACGUGACAAAAUUUCGCACAUAUUAUUACAUUUUUCUUUAUUAAAAUUCAUAAUUAAGUUAAAUAGAAAAAAGGAUACUAAGAUCUGUCUUUAUUUAGUACUUAAACAGAAUUUCAUUAUCAUUGACCUAGGACACUACCCAAUUAUCAAAAUGAUGUAAAUUGAGCCAAAAAUAUGCAGCUAAAUGUGAUUGUGCAGGUAAAUAGCUGUAACAUUAGGAUGUAAAAUGACUUUCGGGACGUCGACGGCCAUAAUUAUAGUGUUUGACAGUUCCAUGUACAAUGCUAGAAAGAGAUGGAGCUACUUGUAGGACUGUUCAACUAUAAUUAAAUAAUUAUUUUUUCUUUUAUUGUAUUCGUGUUGUUAGAUCUUAUAUCGAAUCUCUAACGGGUAGCAAGAGCAAUAAUUAGUUUAAGUAUAUUUUAAUGUUUUUAAUAUUUUAUGUACUCUUCUGGGGGUCUAAAGAGGCCACAUUGAAGAAAUUAAUCUAAAAAAUUACACACACUCACAUAAACAGCCUCCUAUAUACGUCCCACUGCUGGGCACAGGCCUCCCCUCAAUCAACCGGAGGUGGUAUGGAGCAUACUCCACCACGCUGCUCCACUGCGGGUUGUUGGAGGUGUUUUUACGCCUAAUAGCUGGCUAUCAACGGCUUAACAUGCCCUCCGAAGCACGGAUUGAUCUUACUUUUUCGGACAAUCAGAUGAUUCAAGCCUGAAAAGUCCUUACCAAAUAAAGGACAGACUCACAAAAUGAUUUCGACAAUGUCCCCAUCUCCCCUAACGCUCUAACCACUAGAUCUCGGAGGCUAUUGUGCGCAAUAUCAAUAAAUAUCAAAUAGCAAAAUUGCUUUUUAGGUGAAUUGCUUCAAUAUGGCCUCUUUAACUCUCCUAUUCUUUGUAUUUUUUAUUUCACGAGGUGUCUGAAAAAAAAGAAGUGACUCGAGGCGUCUUCUACAAAUUGGCAACAGUUAAGCAGCCUGUAAUCCAUAUUGGGGUAGGCAGAGCUAGUUACCACGAUGCUCUUGCCAAUUUGUAUUAUUCGUAAGCUUCACUCUUACUUAGGACAACGUACCAAGUACUUGGGACAACCCCAACCACGUACCAACGUACGUUAGUUUUACGUCUGUCUUUAGUUAGUAAUCAGAAUUUUAUAAUUUUUCCUUGAACCUUGUACACGAGCCAUAUCGCGCGGCGCGCGACACGGUUGCUGUGCCGCGCGGGCAGAGGUUUGUUCAUUUACGAUACGUAAUACUUUAUAAAAACUUAUUUCUCAAAUCGCCAUAAUGUCUAUUAUAGUCUCUGAAGGAUUUUAUUACCUACCUAUUGUAUUAAUUUAAAGCGAUAUGAAAACCACCGCCCUAGCAGGGUGGACAGAGGAGCUGUAACUGUAUCUGAGCCAACUCUAGUCAACUCGUUGUAUGCGAUGUCUGAUCGUUCAAUAAACUGAUUUUAUUCCAUUUUA
Pectinophora gossypiella (pink bollworm) is the source of this 5870-nucleotide messenger RNA. Its product is annotated as protein toll-like. Gene Ontology annotation, molecular function: transmembrane signaling receptor activity; protein binding. The coding region runs from base 91 to 3171 and encodes 1026 amino acids. Gene Ontology annotation, cellular component: membrane. Lineage: Eukaryota; Metazoa; Arthropoda; Insecta; Lepidoptera; Gelechiidae. The record is from RefSeq and is a predicted model, not a curated record. The transcript has 11 exons. Gene Ontology annotation, biological process: immune response; toll-like receptor signaling pathway.